UAAAGCAGCCCCUUCCCAUCCAUCCACACAGCAGCUCACUUUAAUACACCGCACCACACUACCCACCCACCCCUACCCUCAUCCUUGCCCCCUUUUGUCAACUUGACAACACUACCAGAAACAGUUAGUAGAUGCAUUGUUGUCUCUCUCCAAAUCUAUCAAUUUUUUUUUUUAUGAAGUUUUCCUUUUGUUUAAUGCUCCAUGUUCUUUAGUUUUCCAAAUUCUGACAUCUUUUUUGUGCCACAGUAAAUCAAGCAUGUUGGUUUUAUGAAGGUUCAGUCACAAACACUACUGUACAUACCAUAAAUGUAAAAUGAAGAAUUAAAAAAAAAAAAAAAAAAAAAAAUGGACGGCCCAGAAUUUGUGUAAAUUCACAAGUAAAUGAAGUCACUACAUUGUCCAAUUUUUUCCUUAGGCACUGCUAAUGAACCAGCUUAUGAUAGAUUGAUGCCUCUCAAGUGCUUUGAGCCCUUGCUGAGCUCUCAUGGUCUUCCUUGUAUACAGCAUGUCCAGGAUGGAAAAAGUGCAUGCAUAUCUUUUAGGUCAAUAUCAUCGUUUUCCAAUAACUAACUACGCCGCCUUGUCUCAGCAUUGAGAAUGAAGUUAACCAGUCACGUAACACUUUUUCUUUUUCUUCUUUUAGUUUUUAUUUCAUUUUCUCGGUUUGAUCCUGGAUUAAUUUAGUAAGCACCCCUGCCCUUGUGAACUGCACCACCCUCGCCCUAGCUACUAUUAUACCCUGUACCUUCUUUAGUUUGAAUACCUUCUAUCAAAUGCUUUUGCUGUUGUAUUUGGAUGUGGUCUUGUAAGUCAUUGGUCUAAUGUUGGAAUAUUUUGAGUGUGGUGGCAGAUCAGCAUUUACAAGGUUUGGGUUAAAUUGUUCCCCAAGAGCCUUUGCAUCCCGGACUCUGUAUGGACAUUCCAUCGCUACAAUAGCUCAGGCACUUAUAAUUGUUGUUUGCCAGCUCCUGUAAAAUGUUUUUUCUUUUUUGUUUGUCCUUUUGUUUUCUCUUCUUUUUUUUUUAAGACAAAGUGCUGCCAUCCCAAUGUACUUCUGGUUCUGUCCAUUUCACUUUGGGUUCUCCAAUAGGACCAAUUUUUUGUUUCAUCCGAAGGGAUUAACAGAAUUGCUCCAAACUGUUGUUGUGAAGGAUGACUGCUAGCUUCAUCUGUUGCUGACUUUAUAACACUAAAUUUUCAACACUUCCAAGUACACUAUGUAACACCAAGCUCAUUUUUAUUAAACACUAUUACUGGCUUAACAGUUUGAAAUAAAAACCAAGUGUAUGAUAACUACCUGAGAAUUUCCCUCAUGAAUGUCUUGAAUAGAUGAAAUGGCAGUCGUAUUGUUAACAUGUCACUUCAAAAUUCUUAAACGUUUUUGACUUUUAAUCUUGUUAUUUUCAAGAAUCAAACCAUUUGGAAGUCAUUGCCUUGUAAACUACUUAAUUGCGAUGUAUCAAACUGUCAUAGCACGGUACAAAUGCUUCAUUAAAUAGACAAAAAAAAAUAUAUACUGAAGUAAACUGUGUACACUAACUUUUUCUGGGAUAUGGUGGUAUUAGUUGGAAAAAGACCACUAGUCGAAGUCAGUUGUAUUGUGGAAACUUGUUAAAUAAAGCUGUGUAUCCUGUGCCAUAAUGUAGAUCUGAUCUGUUGCUACUGUGAGAUGGAUUUUAACUGCUGCCUUGUGAGGAGUCAAUUCUUCAGUGGCACCUUUGGGAUAUUUGGCGUAAAUUCAAACUCCAGGGCUUGUGGAAAAUGUACAGAUUUAAAAAACAUCAAAUUAUGUCCAGUUAUCUCCCUCCUUUACGUCUGACCAGCUGAUAUUCAACUCAAUUUGCGUGAAAGGAAAGAAAAAAAAAAACAAAUGCCAUGAUUUAACCACCUUGUUUACAGACAGAUCAAAUAAACCUAUUCCAACCAGAAAUUUGAUUUUGUUCACUUGUUUGUCUUUAAGCGUCUUUUCAUAAAUAUGUAGUAAAAUUAAGUCAACCAUAGACCGUGCAUGGUAGGUAUCACAAAAGGGAUUUGCUGCUUGAUUAACAUUUUUGCUAAGAAAAUUUCUGUUCAAUAUGUGAACUGUUGAUAUUUAAAGUGAGCACUGAAAAGGAAAAAUAUUGUUUGACAUUGAUGAGCCUGAAGAGGUCGCUAUAAUCACUAAACGCAGGUCUUGUACACAACCUCAAAUGGCUUGGUUUAAUUUUAUUGCCAGAAUUAGGAACAUAUAAUUUGGACAUGCCAUCUAGGACUAGCAGUGUACAACCAGUAGAUUGCAAUUUUUAUCUAAGAAUGUGUGUAUGAGCCACUAAUAAAUAAAUAUAUAAAUUGGUGAUCCUAUAAUUGCAGGUACAUCUGGUGUCCAAAGAUAAGUUGACUGGUGUAAUUCCCCCCCCCCCCCCCCCCUGCUUUUUAAAAAAAAAUUUUUAUAUUUUUAAUUAUUUUAAUAACUUGUUACUCAUUGUCAAGGAUCACAAGAUGUUACAGGCCAUAAUAUAUUUUCUGUCUUGUAUAGCUGAAAAUCAUGGUUUCUUGUCCGAAUUAGUCAGUGUCGAGCCUGUUACCAUCAAACAUUGUUACCAGAAUGUAUGUAACAGAAUUGAUUGUCAUGUAUGUGAGAGAGAAUGUGUGUUUCCAUGUGUAGAACUGUCAAUUCUGUUACAUACUGUCAACACUGUUACUCUACCUUGGUAACGGAGUUUGACAGUAACAGAAUUGACACUGAAUAAUUCAGACAAGAAAUCAUGAGCAUUUCAGCUAUAUAAGAAAAAAAAAAUGUUUUUACACAUUUAUUUUAGUGUUUUUGCUUUUUCAAAGAACAAAGACAAUGAGGAAAAAAGAAUAGAUAAUUAUAAGAAUAAAGGAUAAAAACAACCUAUGACAAAACAACAGAACAUUUGAGGGACAAAUGCAUACAAAGCCAAAUUAUCCUUUGACUGGACAGGUAAUUCUUAAGCAGGAUACAAAUUCGUAAAUGUUGUCAUAGAUGCAAACUCCUCACCUUUCAGUGAGAACUCACCUUUUUGAGAUCAAAAUAGGUCACCUAUGGGAUUUGCAUAGAUCCAAUGAGAAAGUGUAGUACUGUACAGUGUUUCCUUCACUCUUUACUUUAAAAACUAUGUCUAUAAUGGGUAAUAUUUUAUGUAUUUGAAGUCUGAGAUGUGGCAAACAGUACAGCCAACAUUGUCUUAAAUAUCCUGCAUAGCACUGUCAUUUAUAACAUUAGAUUUUAACCAAAUGUUGAUUUUGGUAAAAUGUUGCAACGAUAUGUUCAUUUUUGUCAUGAAAAAUUACAGUUUUGGACAUAUAGGAUAAUAAAAAUAAAUCAAAAAAUACCUUAAAGUAACUACAAAUGAGCAUGUAAAUCAAAUAACUUUUUAAAAAAUUCUGUGUGACGAUGCCCCCACCUCCUGCAAUGUUCUCACCUUUUUUCCCCCUUACCUGUUUGCAUCCCUGUUAUGUACAGUCACUUAAUCCUAUGAAUGUAUAUUAAAAUAAAAUACCUACUACUUAUGACUCAUAAGAAUGACUGGUAACAAUGAUUGUGUACAAUACAAAAAGAGAUAAAGUGCAUUAUCCUGACUAUUGUCAGAUGUCUAAUAACUUUAGGCACAACAUUAAAUGCAUUAUCAAUAAAUAGAGAGAGAUUACACUCCAUUACUAAUAACUUUGGCAUUAACAGGGGUCAUUUCUAUAAGUGCACUACAUCAAUUAUCUUAAGAUGUUCUAAAAUUUGUCCCCAAAUUUUAUCAAAUAUCUCAGAUUUAUCAUUGAUAAUGUAUCUCAGUCUCUCAAAUGCAAGCAUGUUUACAAGAUCUCUACCCCACAUUUCAAACUUAGGCACAGAAUCAGUUUACAACAUUCGUAAAAUCAGCCUCUUGGUAAUUAUGUAACAUAUUGUGAUUUUUGACAGUGAGUAACAAAUUAUUAAAAUAAUUAAAAAUAUAACUAUAACAAAUAAUUUGGAAAAAGCAGAAAUAAAUGACUUUGGACACCACACACAUACAUGGGUACGUAAGGGUACGUUUACACAACAACGAUGUAGGCCUAGUAAAAGCAGAAAAGUGACCUUGCCAACUACUGGCCUGGCAUGCAUAAUACAGCGUUUUUUUUGUUUGUUUGUUUUUUGUGGUUUUCGAUGAUCCGUGUGAACGGGGAUUGUUUUGACAAGGUUCUUCGUCUGUACGCGAAAAACGUUAACGUUUUUAGUAAGCUAGGCUACAUCGUUGACGUGUAACGUACAAACUCAUCCACACGUCCCUAAGGCUACCUAACAGGUGUCUCUGAUUUGAUAGACGUGUACUAAUUGUAGACAUAAGAUCUUAUAUAUUUCAGGUGCUUGAAAUAAGCCGGGUUUUUGCGACACACUACAGUGGUGUGGUGCGUAUGCAAACCUGUCUUGUCGAAUGGCGUUUACAGAGAAACAGAUCCUAACGUGUUUUCUUUUUAUUUGGCUUCUCUUUAUUAAAGUUAGUGGUUUUGUGGUAUUUAACGAUGGGGAAAAACUUAAUUCAGUGGGCCCUUUUAACAAGAAUGCACGGACAUUUGAUCGAGGGAACGAGAAGCCGAAAUCUGGAGAACAGGUUGGGCGCCUUCUCAUUUGGCAAGACCAAGCUUCAAAUUCUCAUGGUGAUGGUAGUGACCGUUUUUCUUCGGACCUCGGUUCUCAAAGUCGACCCGAUGAGAACGAAUACCAAUCAGAUGAUUCAGGCUGGAUGAAGUUGCAACCUCUUUGGGGACAGGUUUAUGGUCUGAACACCCUGUAUACUCCAACAGUAGAAAGGCUACUUGAAAUGAAACCCAAAGUAGAUUGUGUUGGAGAUUUGAUGAAACUGACAGUUCACGGACGAGAGGCUCUUUUUGGGUCCAGCUUUCUUAUUGAUCGAGGAAGCAUUCCACCACUUCCGUUGUCACGGUUGCCCUCAGAUUGUGGCCAUAGAUUUCUGAGAACAUGGAGGGACUUUGUUUUCAUUAUACCAUAUGAUGGAUGUUACGUAUCACAAGAGAGAGACACUUUUAUUCUUCCCUUACUUUGGUGGGGAUUGCCUGUGAAAAUGUCUUGUUCCUCACUAACCUCGGCACAGAGGGCUCCAACUGUCUCCUGCUACACUAAUGGCAUGAUUGUGAGGCUGCAUAGAGAAGUCUCUGAGAACCUGAAGAUCAAAGUAAUGAAUGAGUGGCAGCCUCUACUGAAAGUGUCAGCUAGAUGUGGAUACAGCUUGGUGUCACAUGCAGAAAGUGUGGUCAUCCAUGCCCCGUAUAUGCCAUGCACUGAGCCAAAGGAUGGGAUGUUCACUCUCAGCAUGGCAGCGGAGAGCGAGUUUAAUCUGUCCUGCCCAGCAUUGUCACUUAAUCUUCCUAUUAGCGUGCCUGAUCUAGCACCUAAAAAUUAUACACCUACUUCUAUGCCCCAUGCGCUUGUUUCAUCAACACUCCCUCCCUCCACAAGUUCAACAAUUCAGAAGUUGCCUACUCCUCCCCUUCCUUAUUACAUCCCUGGCCAGCCAAUUUUUAAACCCGUUCCUCCUAGUUACUCUCCAAACGUGCCACCAACGGUUGUUCCUCAAGGUCCCAAAAUUGUGGGUCCUCCAACUGCUAUUACCCAGAAGCCACAAGCACCUGUUUACGUAAAACGUCCUCAUACUUGGUACCCUUGGUACCCUAAGCCCAGCUUGGGUCUCACCCCUGUCCCCAGUCAAAGUACAGCUUUGCCAUUUCCAAGAAAACCUUUGUUGCCUCCUACCAAGGCUCCUAAAACCCCUACCAUGCCUACUAUGCCCGUUGUCCCUCCUGUGCAAUGGGCACCUAUGUUUCCACCCAGAAAUUUGGUGUAUCCUUUAUAUCCUGGAAAACCUGGAUUUGUUGCUCCCUCCUCAGCAGUCUUUCCACAAGACCCCUACUGGCCCUAUUCCCAAACCCAAACCACAGGACCCUCUAAACCACAUGCUCCACCAAAACCAGAGUCUGCACCACCUACACCUGCCCCUACAAGAAAGGCAGGACCACAGCGCUUCCACUAUCCAUGGUACAAACCCUUCCCACCACGUUAUUCAGCAAUGCCGCUUGUUCCUACAAAAGUCCCCCAGAUUAAUACAGUUCCCACCUCUGGGGCGGCUGUUUCCAAUUCAACCACACAGCAAUCAGUUGUUAAGGGUCCUCCAAUGAGCUUACUCUUUGAUUUUACCCCUAGCACUGAUCCUACCCCUUCACUCUCCAAAUUUCCUGAAGUUGUUAAUACCCCUGCCCCCAUAAAGGCUUGCCUAACUCCAAAUUGUUUGUUCCAUGCACAUUCUUUUCACUGUCCAACUUUCUGCCCUGCCCCACCUUCAAUAUCCUACCACCAGCACAACCAUCACUAUUUUGGUCCUCCUCUUCCAAUGUCUAAUCUUGACAUUUCUAUUCUGACUAAAAUUAGAGGCCAAAUGUUGUCAUCUCCUGUUAUAUCUGCAGGUUCACCCCCAUUUCCCCUUGUUCAGGGCUUGAGUUAUAAUUAUGGCCCGCUUUCUUCACAAGGUGCAACUGUACGACUAGCUUCAGAUAGUACAGCAAUGCAAUAUUUGGCAGAGAAUCCCAUCAUUAAGGGUACCAAUGCCCCUGAUACUUCAAAGCUUUUGACAGGACCUACUAUGUGUCCUUCCAUUUUUAGGAAGUUGGAGUCAACUACUGCCUCUACACAGUCUACAAUGAAACCUGCAAAUGUUUCUCCUGUUAUAAAUCCUUUGGGGCCCUCUAAUGGACCAGUUGUUGAACCUCGUGUCUAUUCAAACCAAAGCCCAAAACCUGCAGUUUACCAGGCUGAGAUGGGACAGAAUGUUCCCCCAUGGGGACAGAAUGUUCCCCCGUGGGGACAUCACGCACAGCCAAUGCUAGUUGCUCCAAAUAAUUUUCCCUUUUUUGAGAAAAUGUUCCAUGACAUUUCUUCAAAACCUACAUUGCCUCCAGCUCAUGACAAAAAAGGAAAUAUGAAUUACUGGUAUCAAGCUACUUAUUCAAAUGCUAAUCCCCCUAUAUCUGACUCUCCCACAAAAGACUCUUUCAGUCAGUUGUCAUUACCUCAGCCAUCCAAUAAUCACAGUUCAUUUGAGCCCUUAACCACACCACUUCAACCAGAGCAAAUUAGUGGUGAAAACCUUUCAGUAAUGAACCCUAGGUUGUAUAACCCUCAAAGUGGAGAAUCUGUGCUUCCUGUUUUUAGGGGCACAUAUUGGGUUCCUGCUGUUCAAUCUAACCAGGAUGCAUUGCUCUCCAGCUAUCACCGAGAUGGUCAUAGGAGGCAUCCAUCCACAGUAGAACAAGGAAUGCAGAGAGCUGGAAACUAUGCUAACUAAUAAUAAAACUGUUUAAGUGACCGACAAAA
Molecule: messenger RNA, 7357 nt
Organism: Ctenopharyngodon idella (grass carp)
Lineage: Eukaryota; Metazoa; Chordata; Actinopteri; Cypriniformes; Xenocyprididae
Exons: 7
Coding region: 4407-7328 (973 amino acids)
Source: RefSeq, a predicted model, not a curated record